AUGGUCAGCCUACUUCCAAGUUUCAUUGGUUACAAUGGCUCAUCAACUGACAAGUACAUAUUGCCGACAAUUCGCUCUAACGAUACGACUUAUGAUGGAUCUUUGAAAUUGCACCAAACAAACCCAACAACUUCAAGCUCUUCACGAAAUCAAUUGUCAAAACGAUUUGUGGAGCCUGUGGGUUUGGAGGUAAAGGAAGCUAAUUACAAGAUCAAUAUUCCUGAUUUUUCCAGUUUGCCGCCGUUACAACUAGGCUCCAAGCUUAUCUCCAAUAUAAACAAGAUUGAUUCGAGCAUUCCACACGACAUUUUCUACUCAGAGGGUCUCAGCAAAACUGAGUCAAGUUUGGAUAAUUACUAUUUUGACUAUGAGAAUGGCUUAAAAGAUUUUUCCCGUUUUGAAAAGAUUGAACAGAUUGAUUUACCAGAUAGAUUUUUUGAGCAGCAUAAUGACACUGAGUGUACCACUAAAAUUGGUCUAUUUUCAGAAAUUGAACGCACAUGGAUUGCUGUUGAUAAUAAAUUGUUGCUCUGGAACUAUCGCAUUCCCCAAUCCUCAUUCAAUAAGUCGUCACAAUUCCUCACUAUCGAUCAAAUUCAAAACUCGAUAUUAACUGUCAAAUUGGUGAAACCAAAAGAAGGCGUAUUUUCAAAAGAAAUUAGCCAUUUGCUUCUUGUUGCAACAACAAUCGAUAUUCAAAUAUUUUUGGUUAAGUACGACAAGAGUCUUAACAAUUUGGAAGUUGUGAAUCUCGAUCUUUCUGUCUCAACUCAUGGUUUGGCAGUUGAUAAUUUUGCGGUACAUCCAAAGACUGGCGAUAUAUUCUUUAGUGGAGAGACUGAUGGAGUAAACAUUUGGAGGUUGGACUACUCAAGUAAGUCAACGUUUACCAAAAACAAAUGUGAUAAAGUGUGUUUGACCAAAGCUGGAUUCACAAGCGUUAUCCCAUUCCUGGGAUUUGGAUUUGCUUCGGGGACCUCCAUCACGACAGACUCAACAGCAAAAAACAUCCCGGAGAAAGUGGUUCAGUUGGAGGUAGACGGAAGUAGAGAUAUUUUGUACUCACUUUCGAACAAGUCAGUUAUUCGUGUCUACAAGCUUCAGUCCAAACAAGAUCACCUCACUGAGGGAAGCACUUUAACUCCUAGUCAAAUUUUCAAAUCAGCAUCUGCAAUCUUUGUUGACGCCAGCAACUUCAAGGUGUUUGAACGUUUCAAAAUCAUCAGCAUCCAUCGAAUUUCCCCUGAAGAGUCCACUACUGUGCAGCUAAUUGCAAUCACAAGCAAUGGUUCAAGAAUUUUGUUGAAGUUGGGAUCAACAGCAACAUUCUCCACUUUACUCACCUCCUCGUUGUCUGCAGCACACGCUUUGAAGCUCAAUCUUGUCAAUAUCAAGUUCCCACCCGCGCGAGAAAUACCCACAAUCAACAAUGAACUCGACGCUUUUACGAGAGAUAGGCAAUACAUUUCUCAAGUAAUUGCGAACCAGCAAAAAUCCCAGCUUCUCAAAAACACAAAGAUUGCCAAAGUUAUCAGUCCGGGUGUUUUUCUUUGUGCGAAAAAGACCAAAAAGUCGGAUAAAUUGUUUGUAUCCACUGCCAAUUUCGGAUAUCUCAAAAAGAACAAUAAGCUUGUAGAGGAUGCUGAAUUCGUCAAAUAUACGGCCAACGAGGACGCCCUUUAUACUUACAUUCAGGAUAUUGUCCAGUUAACGCCAUCAAUGAAUGCUACUAAUACACCAAACGGAUAUGCAAACGUAGCAGCAAGCCAGUAUACUAAGGAACCUUUGAGAUUUGCCGUGUUGACCAACUUUGGUCUCAUGAUAUACCAAUUCAAAACCUCGGACCAAAUUUUGAAAAGCUUGACUGAUGAAGUUAUUGAAAACUUCAUCGAGGAAAAUGGAUACGAGGAAACUUGUUCAACGUUGUUGUAUUUGGCAUGUUCUUAUGGACAGUACAGUUCGAACGACAUUUUCCAACGGAAAGCUCAAGUGUUGUUUUCAACUUGUGGGAACAAUGCAAGGUUAACCGAAAGCAGGUUUAUCUCCCAACCAACAAGCUUGAUUCCUCACCAUGCACUGUUGCAGAAUUACACUCCACAUCCCACUGUGGAUCAAGUGAUACUCAGCGACCGGUUGUACGGUACUUGCUUAUUAUUGGGAAGAUUUCUUCGCGACAUUUGGGAUAAGAGGGUGUUUAGUGCAUUGCCCAGUAUCAAAGUGACGCCAACGGGGCAGAUUGAAAUUGCUAGUAUCAAAGACAGCAAGGUUGUUAUCGGAAGUUUGAACAUUGAUAAGAAUCAAAUUGAGUAUUUCAUUGGAACCAUUGUGGUUUUGAUUGAUUUUUUUGUUCAGAAUGAAAGUAACAUUCAAGGAUUGAGUGCUCCCAAUUACAGUUCUGAUCCAAAUCAAUUUGAAAAUGAAGUGUGUUUAAGGGCCGAAAGUAUUGCCUUCACUUCAAUUUUCAAAUCCCUCACUUCCAUGAAGGAAGCAUUCUCAUUCCUCAUGGUCGUUCUUGAGGAACUUCAAGGAAACGAGAACAAUUUCAACACGCUUUUUUCCUUUCUUUCACUUACAAACCAAGCAAAUCUAUUGACAAUUGCAUUCAAGGAUUUGUUGUUGCCUUCAAGGGAUGUCAAGAUAUUGAUUAAAGACCUUUUGUCCUCAAUAAUCAACAGCAGUAUCAGUAGGGGUGGAUCAAUUGAUUUAAUUGCGUCUUCUUUACAAACUCGAUGCGGAUCGUUUUGCUCUACAAACGAUGUUUUCAUAUUCAAGGCUAUAGAAAAUCUUACCAGAGCCAAAAAAAUUGCCGCCAGAGACUCGGAACUAAAAUUAAAGUGUUUGAGAAACGCUGUUCUUUUGUUUGAAGAGGCUUACGACACGUUAACAUUUGAUCACAUCACAAAUGCGGUGGACACAAUGGCAGAUCUUGAAUACUACUCGGGCGCGAUUGGAAUGUUGUUGAGUAUCGCUAAGAAAUUGGGAAAUAACGUUAAACCUUCCAAUUUUGCGUAUAAUCAGGUGGGUGAAAAUUUGGUGCAACGCGGACAAUCAGAGGUCGAGUCAAAGGUUAAGAAACUAUACGAUACUGUUUUUUCCGUUUUGCAAAAGAUUGAUACGAAAGCAUUGAAAGUCGUGGAGUCGAAUAAUCAACUCCUUAUCAACUCCUUUUUGGAAAUCAGAGAUGCAGCUUACGACACGUGCUUUGCUUCCAAAAAUGAACAGUUUCAAUAUGCAUUUUACGAUUGGUUCAUCGAUCAGGGUAUAAGCGAUCGAUUGUUGGAUAUCAAUACACCUUAUAUUUUGCCAUAUUUGGAGAAACGUUCUGAGAGUAGUGUUGUUUUGAGCAAUACAUUGUGGUUGUAUUACGCUAAAAGGGAAAGAUACUAUGAUGCUGCAAAAAUAUUAUACGCCUUGUCAAUAUCUCAAUUCACCCUUGAUUUGACUCAGCGUAUUGAGUACUUGUCGAGAGCAAACGGAUUUUGUAACUGCGUCUGUCCACCAAAUUUGCGACUGGAAAUGAUUCAGCUUUCGUCAACCAUUCAUGAACUUUUCGACGUGGCAAACCUUCAGUUGAGUUUGCUCAACAGAAUUGAAGCUGAUUCCAGAAUCAGUAAGGAAAAUAAGGACCAUGCUGUAGAUUCCUUGAAUUUCAAGAUUUUACCAAUCAGUAACUUGUUCAAUACCUACAUUGACCCAUUGGGAUAUUACGAUUUGUCGCUCUUGGUGUUUAAAAUUGCCGAUUAUAAAAAUAGUGAUGACAUUUUAAAGAGAUGGGAGUUGUUGUUUGACAAGUUGUUCCAUGAAUCGAAAACCUCGAAGGAGCCAUUCUACGCUCUAUUGAGUGAUGAGUUUACUCUUUAUGGGCCCAAGCUAUCCUCCAAUGACAUAGUGUUUCCAAUUGAAGAGCUCGUAAAGUUGGUAAAGAAAAGUCUCACUAAAGCGAUCGAGAUUAAUUCUGUUACUCAAACGCCUCCAAAGGGGUAUUUAUCUGACUUAUUCAGCAAAGCAGGGGUGAGUCGUGAAAGAUUGGAUAUUAUCACAAAUGUCGUAGAUAUAGAUGCUUAA
Molecule: messenger RNA, 4065 nt
Organism: Lodderomyces parapsilosis
Lineage: Eukaryota; Fungi; Ascomycota; Pichiomycetes; Serinales; Debaryomycetaceae
Exons: 1
Coding region: 1-4065 (1354 amino acids)
Biological process (GO): transcription-dependent tethering of RNA polymerase II gene DNA at nuclear periphery; protein localization to nuclear inner membrane; RNA export from nucleus
Cellular component (GO): nuclear pore inner ring; nuclear pore
Molecular function (GO): structural constituent of nuclear pore
Source: RefSeq, a predicted model, not a curated record